AAGUAAAUAUACAAGGGAGAUACGCUUAUCUUGAUAAAGGUAAACGUUCGAUUUUACGGUACAACUUCACGAAUCGUGUAUUCCUAUUUAAAGAGAGUUGACGUAUACAUAAUUUAUUAGAAAUUAUUUAGUGUACCAAACAAUAUGCCAGUUCGUCAAUUAUCACCCGAUUUAGCUAUGAAGGCUCAAUUGGAGUUAAACGAAGACCCAGAACGGAUGGCAGAAGGUAUAGAACAUAUUAAAAAGUGGCUAGAAAAACAACCACACAUACAUGCUAGAACUGAUGAUCAAUGGCUGGUAGCGUUUCUUCGUGGAUGCAAAUACAGUUUAGUUCGAGCUAAAGAAAAAUUGGAUUAUCAUUAUACAGUAAGGAACACCGCAAAAGAUCUAUUUCAAAUAACACAUAAAGAUCCGCUGUUUACUGAAAUAUUCGAUUUAGGAUGUGUAUUGAUAUUACCGAAAUUAACGGGACCCACCGAACCCAGAGUGGCAAUUGUACGGCCCGGUAGAUACGAUCCUAACAAGUACACAGUAUCUGAUAUCAUAUCUGUAUCCAACAGUUUGCAAAAGUUAAUAAUAAUGGAAGAUGACAAUGCCAUGAUUGCUGGCAUAAGAGCAAUCCUAGAUUUAGAAGGCGUCACAAUGGGCCAUUUUCUUCAGAUGACACCGAUACAGAUGAAGAAAUUAGUUAUAUCUCUACAGGAUGUCAAUCCAUUCCGUAUGAAAGGCACCCAUUACAUUAACGUACCACCAGGGUUUGAGAUGUUUUUAAAUGCUUUAAAAGCAUUGUUGAAUGAGAAAAGUCGAAGUAGACUAUUUGUGCACAAUAGAAAUUAUGAAGACAUGUACAAGUACAUACCGAAAGAAAUACUACCCAAAGAAUACGGUGGUUAUGGUGGAACUACAAGAGAGAUUAUAGGUUUGUAUAAAUAAGGUUAUACUAUUUUGUUAUAAAUACUUGUUUAUAGUUUUAAUACUCACUUGCUUUUUUUUCAGAUUUAUGGAAAGAAAGGGUAAAUAAUUAUAGCGAUUGGCUCGAUGAAGAUUUGCAGUAUAGAACUGACGAAUCAAAAAGACCUGGUAAGCCGAGGACAGCGGAAGAUAUGUUUGGAACUGACGGAUCGUUUAGACAACUACAAUUUGAUUAAAUGAUUAACAUUAUGAUGUUUGUAAAUAAAUAAUAAACGGUGAUAAAAAGUAAAAAAAAAAAUUGG
Molecule: messenger RNA, 1214 nt
Organism: Diatraea saccharalis (sugarcane borer)
Lineage: Eukaryota; Metazoa; Arthropoda; Insecta; Lepidoptera; Crambidae
Source: the annotation of a GenBank genome assembly